Metopolophium dirhodum (rose-grain aphid) is the source of this 615-nucleotide messenger RNA. RefSeq lists its product as uncharacterized. Bases 118 to 615 code for a protein of 165 amino acids. NCBI's taxonomy places the organism in Eukaryota, Metazoa, Arthropoda, Insecta, Hemiptera, Aphididae. The transcript has 3 exons. The record is from RefSeq and is a predicted model, not a curated record.
AGACAACAUCAAUGUGAUGAGUGGCAUUUAGAACGUAAAAAACGAUUAACAGCUUCAUAUUUUGGCAAAUUAUGCAAAUUACGCGAAUCUACUUCACGUGUAAAUAUUGUAAAUGAAAUGUUAUUUGGAACUUUUAAAGGAAAUGCAGCAACUCGGUACGGAAUAGAGCAUGAAAUGAUUGCCAUCGAGCAAUUGGAAAAUAAAAUCAAUAAAAAAAUUGUACCAUCAGGGUUGAUAGUAGAUUUAAAUCAGCCAUUUUUAGCUGCAUCUCCUGAUGGAUUGAUCGGAUCAGAUUCACUUGUUGAAAUAAAAUGCCCAGCAAGUGCCAAAGAUAUGACUCCAGAAGAAGGAAUAAAUAGUAAAAAAAUAAAGAGUUGUAAAAUAUUAGAUGACAAAUUGCAUUUGAAAAGAACAGAUAAUUACUAUUAUCAAGUGCAGGGUCAACUUCACAUUACUCGCAGAAUGUAUUGUUAUUUUUGUAUUUGGACACCGAAAGGAUUUUUAUUCGAGAAAAUUAAAAGAGACGAUAGUUUUUGGAAUGAAAAAAUGGCAACUCAGCUUACCACAUUUUAUAUGGACUUUCUGUUAAAACAGUUAAUAAAAGAUGAAUAUUAA